Messenger RNA from Strongylus vulgaris, 158 nucleotides. NCBI's taxonomy places the organism in Eukaryota, Metazoa, Nematoda, Chromadorea, Rhabditida, Strongylidae. The record is from the annotation of a GenBank genome assembly.
AUGGAACUGAGCGAACCACCCGCUGCGACGGAAAUGCGUUUCCGAAGCGAUGGUGGACAAAAGCGACGUGGAGCAACGACCACCUCAUUGGUGAACGUAGGCGAUGAGCUCCCAAUGACGGAGAGACCACGAGUUCAGCAUGUUUGGAGCAAAUAAAC